AUGGAAGAAUUGGAUUAUAAGAUGAUUGGAUCACCAGCAUUAAGUGAUCAAGGCAAGAUGGUGAUCAAACUCAAGUUUCCGAAACUCGAAAGAGAUAUCGAAAACGAGUCGAAAAAUGAGGAUCAAGAUGGAGAAGCAGGAUUGAUGAUGAUGAAGAAGAUGCCUAAUGUUAGGGUUUGUCAAGAAUGUAAAAAAGAGUUCAGCUCAGGAAAAGCAUUGGGUGGUCAUAUGAGGGUACAUGCUAUUCAUCAAUCUUCUAAUUCUACUACUACUACUAAUUUUAAUAAUAAGCAAAACCCUAAUAGUAGUAAUUCUUCAUCAUCAAAAAAGGUGAAAAAAGAUUUCAAGGUGGCAGUUAAUAAUAAGAAGAAACCAUUAGCAGCUGCAGUAAAAAAGCCUUAUUAUUUGGAUUCAGUAAAUAAUGAAGGUAAACCCAUGUGUUCUCAAUGUGGUAAAACUUUUCCAUCUAUGAAAUCUUUAUUUGGUCAUAUGAGAUGUCAUCCUGAACGUGUUUGGCGUGGCAUUUUACCACCUCCUAAUAUUAAUGGACUAAUCAAACCAGCUGCUAAUAAUAAUAAUAAUAAAAAACUGGUUGAUUUGACUCAGUUUUUGAGAGGUUGGGGGGUGACUGAAAAGCGCGGUAGGCCGUCUUUAAAACAAUUUAAUUCGGAUGAUGAUGAGAGUGAUGAAGAUGAGGAUGGUGUUUUGCUUGAAGCAGUUGAGGACUUGAUGAGUUUAGCUAAAGGGAAUAAUGAUAAUUCUGUUACUACUAAAUUUGAGGGGUCAGAUAGUAGUACUUUUGUAAAUAGGAAAGGUGUGAACUUGGAGCUUGAAAAUGAUGAUGAUGAGUAA
Erigeron canadensis is the source of this 852-nucleotide messenger RNA. RefSeq names its product zinc finger protein ZAT3-like. Lineage: Eukaryota; Viridiplantae; Streptophyta; Magnoliopsida; Asterales; Asteraceae. The transcript has 3 exons. Bases 1 to 852 code for a protein of 283 amino acids. The record is from RefSeq and is a predicted model, not a curated record.